AUGGAUCCAUUAUUCAGAAGUACUUUUGAUGGCACAAUUUCUGUUGAAAAUGUGUAUGUACCAUCCCCAUUAGGACCACCAUACCAGUCACCAUACACCAAACCAGUCUGCUUCCACAAAAGCUGUACACGAGCUGUUCCAGUAGGACUUUGGACAUCCACUUUAGGUGGUGAAGAUGAGCGGAACAUGGAUGUAAUAAAA
Iphiclides podalirius (scarce swallowtail) is the source of this 201-nucleotide messenger RNA. Lineage: Eukaryota; Metazoa; Arthropoda; Insecta; Lepidoptera; Papilionidae. The record is from the annotation of a GenBank genome assembly.